This is a messenger RNA of Arachis duranensis, 1435 nucleotides long. RefSeq lists its product as uncharacterized. Gene Ontology annotation, cellular component: cytoplasm. The coding region runs from base 203 to 1303 and encodes 366 amino acids. The transcript has 10 exons. NCBI's taxonomy places the organism in Eukaryota, Viridiplantae, Streptophyta, Magnoliopsida, Fabales, Fabaceae. The record is from RefSeq and is a predicted model, not a curated record.
CAGAAAUAUCGUGGAGCAACGAAUCCGUGUCCGUCUGCAAGAACCUGUGCCGCAAAUUUUUUAUCUGCUGUUUGAACUUUCGAUCAAACAAAAGAAUUGGAUCCUCUCAUUCAUAUUAUAACAAAUAUACAUAGCUGUUUUUUGUUAUAUUCAUAUAUAUUAGUUUGUUUGUUUCAUUUUAUUUAUUAAUUUAUUUAGACUCAUGUCAUUGCAUAUAAGCAGUGCUGGUUUUGCUCUUGUGGGUCAUUCAAGAAUAAGAAGUGUUGCUUCGGAGCGAGAGGGUUCUGCCACUGUGAAGAGAGUGGAAGACAAGGUCAAUUUGGGUGCUUCUGGUUUGAAGGUCACAACACUUGGAAUUGGAGCUUGGUCAUGGGGAGAUACUACUUACUGGAACAAUUUUGACUGGAAUGAUAGGAAGGAGAAGGCUGCUAGAGAUGCUUUUAACGCCAGUAUUGACGGCGGUGUAACCUUUUUCGACACUGCUGAAGUCUACGGUUCUGGGCUUGCUCUAGGUGCUGUAAAUUCAGAGGUUCUUCUUGGAAGAUUUAUUAAGGAACGAAAAGAAAAAGAUCCAGAUGUUGAGAUUGCAGUUGCAACUAAGUUUGCUGCGCUACCAUGGAGAUUCGGCCGGCAAAGCGUUCUCUCUGCUCUUAAAGAUUCUCUUUGUCGACUAGGACUUGAUUCCGUGGAUCUUUAUCAGCUUCAUUGGCCUGGUGUGUGGGGAAAUGAAGGGUAUAUCGAUGGUCUCGGUGAUGCUGUCGAGAAGGGGCUUGUGAAGGCUGUUGGUGUUUCGAACUAUAGCGAAAAACGACUCCGUGAGGCUUUCGAGAAGCUCAAGAAGAGAGGUAUUCCAUUGGCUUCAAACCAAGUAAACUACAGCCUCAUUUAUCGAGCCCCGGAAGAAAAGGGUGUAAAGGCUGCCUGUGAUGAACUUGGGAUCACAUUGAUUGCCUAUUCACCAAUUGCUCAAGGUGUUCUUACCGGAAAGUAUACGCCGGAUAAACCCCCAAGUGGGCCUCGAAGUAGAAUUUAUACUCCGGAGUUCCUAACAAGGCUUCAACCUUUGCUGAAUAGGAUCGCUGAAAUAGGAAAGAAGUAUGAUAAAACUUCUACACAGGUAUCCCUGAACUGGCUGAUAACACAGGGCAAUGUGGUGCCGAUACCCGGAGCCAAAACAGCCGAACAAGCUGAGGAAUUCCGAGGUGCUCUUGGAUGGAGACUCAGUGAUGACGAGGUGGCUGAGCUUCGAAGUUUGGCUUCAGAAAUUGGGCCUGUCGUUGGUUUCCCUGUUGAAAACCUCUGAAAUUAUUAUAGUUAAGCGCUUUGUUAUUGCACCAUAUGGCUCCAAAACCAAUUGUAAAGUUAUAGCCCUGCAAAAAAUAAACAAGCACGUAUACUUAGAAAAUAAUACAAUAAACUGGUACAAUUCUUAAUU